UCCUUCUCUCUUGGACCCUUCCCACCCUGGCUCUGCAGUGACCUGUGAACCCCCAACCUGCCACAGCAUCCCCAGGAAAAACUCAGGAUCUUAAAUAAGGGGUUUGAUUUUAUGGAUGGAGCCCAUGGGUCUGCAGCCUGGCCAAGGGAGCAACAACAAGAUGCAGAGUAUGCUGGGAGCGGUGAAAAUGGAAGGCCAUGAGCACACGGACUGGAGCAACUACUACGGGGAGCCCGAGAGCUAUUCCUCGGUGAGCAACAUGAAUGCGGGGCUGGGCAUGAACAGCAUGAACACGUACAUGACCAUGUCGGCCAUGAGCACCACGGCCAACAUGACGGCUGCCACCUCCAUGAACAUGUCCUAUGCCAACACAGGCAUGAGCCCCUCGCUCACCGGCAUGUCCCCAGGCACGGGGGCCAUGCCUGGCAUGGGCUCAGCUGGCGUGGCAGGGAUGGGCACCCACCUGAGCCCCAGCAUGAGCCCCAUGGGGGGCCAAGCGGGUUCCAUGAAUGCCCUGGCGCCCUACACCAACAUGAACUCCAUGAGCCCCAUUUAUGGGCAAUCCAACCUCAACCGCUCGCGGGACCCCAAGACCUACCGGCGAAGCUACACACAUGCCAAGCCGCCCUACUCCUAUAUCUCCCUCAUCACCAUGGCCAUCCAGCAGUCGCCCAACAAGAUGCUGACGCUGAGUGAAAUCUACCAGUGGAUCAUGGACCUCUUCCCCUUCUACCGCCAGAACCAGCAGCGCUGGCAGAACAGCAUUCGCCACUCGCUGUCCUUCAACGACUGCUUCCUCAAGGUGCCUCGCUCCCCAGACAAGCCGGGCAAAGGCUCCUUCUGGACGCUGCACCCCGAUUCAGGCAACAUGUUUGAGAAUGGCUGCUAUCUGCGCCGCCAGAAGCGCUUCAAGUGUGAGAAGCAGUUGGCUGCCAAGGACAGCGGCGGAGCUGGUGGUGGGGCAGGCGGUGGAGGCAAAAAGGGGCCUGGGCAACCCCCCAGCCAGCCCCUGGGGGAAGGCAGUUCCUCAGGGGGCUCAGACGGCUCGGCUGGUGCUGAGUCCCCAGCCAGCACCUCGCCGUGCCAGGACCACAAGCGUGCCCUGGCCGACCUGAAGGGCACACCGGGGCUGAGCCCUGGGGAGCCAGCAGCCUCACCAGCCCAGCACCUCCUGGCCCCCCCACAUGCUGGCCUGCCCCAUGAUGCCCACCUCAAGCCCGAGCACCACUAUGCCUUCAACCACCCCUUCUCCAUCAAUAACCUGAUGUCCUCCUCGGAGCAGCAGCACCACCAUCCCCACCAUCAUCAUCACCACCACCACAAAAUGGACCUGAAGGCCUAUGAGCAGGUGAUGCACUACUCGGGCUAUGCUUCGCCCAUGCCCGGCAGCCUGGCCAUGGGGCCCGUAACGAACAAAACCGGCUUAGAAUCCUCCCCUUUAGCAGGAGAGACUUCUUACUACCAAGGUGUGUAUUCCCGGCCCAUCAUGAACUCCUCCUAAGAGGGGCGAGGGGAAAACCUCCAUUUGCAAAGGGGAAAAGCCCCCCCGUACCCCUGUGCAGCCCCCUAAGCAGAGCGAUGGACUAUAAACGCUGUCGAGCACGGUACAUAUACGUAUAUAUAUAUUUUUUUUUUUUUCCGUUGGUUCCAGAUGUUUGCAACCAUUUGGGAAACAGCAGCUGUGUGUCUCGCAAGCAUCUCGGCCCAUGCCAAGGGCAGGCGUGUUGGUGUCCCCCCUUGGCCCAAAGCUACCCAUGCCUGGGGAGGGCUGCGAUUCCCUUGGUUUGCUUUGUGGGGUGGUUUGUUUUGCUGGGGAGGG
Cuculus canorus (common cuckoo) is the source of this 1819-nucleotide messenger RNA. It is a transcript of the gene FOXA2, whose product is annotated as forkhead box A2. The coding region runs from base 116 to 1501 and encodes 461 amino acids. Gene Ontology annotation, molecular function: transcription factor binding; RNA polymerase II cis-regulatory region sequence-specific DNA binding; DNA-binding transcription factor activity, RNA polymerase II-specific. Lineage: Eukaryota; Metazoa; Chordata; Aves; Cuculiformes; Cuculidae. Gene Ontology annotation, biological process: regulation of transcription by RNA polymerase II; anatomical structure morphogenesis; cell differentiation. The transcript is spliced from 3 exons. The record is from RefSeq and is a predicted model, not a curated record.